AUCAGCAGUUGCAGCAUUGAGAUAUCACCAGCAGCAUUACGUGUUGUGCCUGUGGUGUCAUGGCCAACGAACAGCCACGUCGCCCCUCGUCUGCCUACUUCCUUUGGCUGAGUGAAAAUCGCGAAGCAAUUGCCAAGUCUUUGGGGACUGGAAAGGGUUCAGAAGUCUCGAAGAAGGCAGGUUUAUUUUGUUUGCCUAGUGCCUAGGGCCUAGAUGAGCUGUUUGUUUGCAUCGUUUUGUAUCCGCGUCACUGUGAGAAUGUUAUUAUCGUGAAGAAACAUGGAAGACACCAAUUCCACGUCUAUGCCUUUGCAGGCUGGUCAAUUGUGGAGAGAGUUGAGUCAGGAAAUAAGGAAGCCCUUCGACAUGCAAGCCAAACUUCUCAAAGCAGACUAUGACAAAAAGAUGACCCUCUUCAAAGCGCAGGGCGGCGUAGUGACCAGAAAGCGUCCAAGCGGAGAAGAUUCUAAGGAUUCCAAACCUCGACGUCCAACUGGUGGUGGCUACGGCUGCUUCCUAGCUGCCAAACGGCCAGAAAUUGCAAAGACCCUGCCAGAGGGCUCCAAGAUCACCGAUGUGAGCAAGGCAGCGGGUGAGAUGUGGAGAGGUCUUACAGCAUCUGAGAAGAAGCCGUACGAGGAGGAAUUCUUGAAAAGACUGGCUGAAUACCAGGAGGCAAAGGAAGCUUAUGAUGCUGCGAAGCAAGGUACCAUUGACCUGCUUGAACUGGCAAUGCCAAGCAAGAAGGCAAUUAAGGCCGGAGCUUAGUGGUUUAGGAUGGUUCAGGGCUGCUGCAGUGUCCGCUUGGACAGAUGCAAGUCCAGCACAGCCACGGUGUUUUGGCCAGAGGGGCUCUCUGCCCAUUGGGGCUUUGCUUCUCUUCUGGGGGUGCAGAAGAUGAGGAAGCACUUUGCCUGUACAGCUUUGCCACUGAAAAAGACGCAACUGUUUUCCACAACUUGUACCGCUGGAUCUCAUCUUGCAUUCCUUCCACUGAAAGUUUGUU
Messenger RNA from Durusdinium trenchii, 1006 nucleotides. NCBI's taxonomy places the organism in Eukaryota, Dinophyceae, Suessiales, Symbiodiniaceae. The record is from the annotation of a GenBank genome assembly.